Messenger RNA from Miscanthus lutarioriparius, 1404 nucleotides. The record is from the annotation of a GenBank genome assembly. Lineage: Eukaryota; Viridiplantae; Streptophyta; Magnoliopsida; Poales; Poaceae.
AUGUGGAAUGCAAUCAUCACGGCGUACUUGAAGAACGGAGAUUGGAUGGAGGUGGUGGAGAUGUUUAAGGGCAUGCUUGCGGUUGGUGUGGCCUUUGAUGAAGUCACAUUGGUGAAUGUCGUCACGGCAUGCGGACGGAUAGGUGAUGCGAAGCUUGGGAAGUGGGUUGCUGGAUAUGUGGAUGAAAAGGGGCUGGUGAGGAACCGAAACUUGAUGACUGCACUGAUCGACAUGUAUGCCAAGUGUGGAGAGCUUGGUAAGGCACGGAGGCUGUUCGACAGGAUGCAGUCCAGGGAUGUGGUUGCUUGGAGCGCAAUGAUCUCAGGAUACACGCAGGCAUAUCAAUGUCGAGAGGCACUUGCUCUUUUCAGUGAGAUGCAGCUUGCUGAAGUUGAGCCGAAUGAUGUGACCAUGGUCAGUGUGCUCUCUGCUUGUGCUGUCCUGGGUGCACUUGAGACAGGAAAGUGGGUGCAUUCCUACAUAAGAAGGAAGCGUUUACCUCUCACAAUUAUUCUUGGCACUGCAUUGGUGGACUUCUAUGCAAAGUAUGGAUGCAUUGAGGAUGCAGUUGAAGCAUUCGAGUCAAUGCCUGUGAAGAACCAAUGGAAGGGGCAGGGAAGCAUUGAAACUCUUCUCAUCCAUGCGCAAAGGCCAGUAUUGAGCCCACAGAUUCACAGCUGCUUAGUUGAAGAGGGUCGCCGGCAUUUUGAUAGCAUGACUCAGGAUUAUGGCAUUAAGCCAAGAGUUGAGCACUAUGGAUGUAUUGUGGAUCUGUUGGGGCGGGCUGGUUUGAUAGAUGAGGCGUACCAGUUUAUCAGAGCCAUGCCCAUUGAGCCAAACACUGUUAUCUGGAGGGCACUACUGUCUUCCUGUGCAGUUCACAAAAAUGUUGAAAUCGGGGAAGAAGCACUAAAGCAGAUCAUCUCAUUGGACCCCAGCCACAGUGGUGACUACAUACUUCUGUCAAAUAUAUAUGCAUCAGUGGGACAAUGGAAGGAUGCAGCAAUGAUUCGAAAGGAAAUGAAGGAUAGAGGGAUUGAGAAAACUCCAGACAGUGACCACCCCCAAUUGAGGAAGAUAUACCAGAAAGUUGAGGAGAUGAUUGAUAGGAUCAAGAUGGCUGGGUAUAUCCCAAAUACAGCUGAUGUGAGGCUAGAAGUUGAUGAGUAUGAGAAGGAAGUAUCUGUUUCCCAUCACAGUGAGAAGCUGGCCAUUGCAUUUGGCCUGAUGAAGUUGGACCCUGGUGCAACAAUUCGUUUAUCAAAGAAUCUAAGAGUGUGCACAGACUGCCACUCAGCCACAAAGUUGAUAUCGAAGGUGUACAAUAGGGAGAUUGUUGUUCGAGACCGGAAUAGAUUUCAUUAUUUCAAGGAUGGUACUUGCUCCUGCAAUGAUUACUGGUGA